GUAACUUGUCACAAAAAUAACAUGCCGCUUCAUAACGAAUUGCAUAAACUUGCAAAACGUGGAUCUUGAUAAAACGCGAAACAGUGAGAGUAGUGGAGAGUAACAGGUUAAGAUUUUGUGCCUUUAAUUAUUUAGUUAAAUCAGUUAAAUGGUAUAUUUAUGGAAUGACAAACUUACUGUCCUUUGCCUAGAUACUAUUUUUAUCUAAGACGUACUGGACGGGGAGGACGAAAAUUAGACGAAGUUCGAGAUAAAUACCAAAAAGCAUGUAGAAAAUUGCACUUGACACACAACGAGUAUGUUCUAUUAUUAUGCGAAGCGGCCGAAUUCGAAAAAGAUUUUCGAACUGUUUUAUUGCCAGGACUUUUAGAAUACCAACAAUCCGUUCAAGAGGGGUUUGUACUAACUUGGUAAGGAGACAACUUCUGCAAGAUCUGGCGCAUUUUUCUGAUUUCACAUCAGACAAAUACAAAGAUAUUCAUAAACGAAUUGAUAGCAGUUUACAUUCCAUUAAACAUACAGAAGAAUAUAAUGACUUCACUGAGAAACAUAAAACUAGUCCAACUGAAGCUGUGAAAUUUAGUUUUGAUGAGAGUUUGACUGAAGAAAAUGCGGGAAAGUUACUGCCAAAUCAAUUAACAGUGGAUAAUCUUACAGUGGAAUGGUUACGAACAAAGCUAUCUGAUUUAGAAACAAAUAUUAAGGAUAUUCAAGAAAAGAAGACUAAUUUUUCAUCCCAAAAUCAAGAAAUAUUACAUAAUGGAAAAAGUAGUAAUAAUGAUAUAAGUGCUAGUAAAACGUCCUUGGUAGAUACCAGUAAAAAAGAGCUUAAUGAAUUGAAAUGUCAAGAGCGUAAAAUGUUGAAACAAACUGAAUUAAUCAAAUGUGCCUUAAAUGAGCUGGGAUGUGAAGAAGUGCCGUCUGGUUGUGAUCUUUCUAUUGAUAAUCAACCCUUUGUUAACUCUAAUUCUAGUGAACAGGGUGAUGGUACAGAACCUUCCUUGAUAAAAAGAGCUUUGGGGCAUCAGAAGAUAGUUAACUUGCUUAAGAAGCCAUUCCGUAGAAAGUCUGAACCAUCAUCACCUGUGGCGCCUCCUCGCACGAAGGGACGGCGUGAAUCUACACCUCAUAGUGAUGGGUCAGAUCCAGUAGCUCUAAGCACAAAUAAAACUCUAAUGGAUGAAGAAUGGUUUCAUGGAGUUUUACCAAGAGAAGAAGUAGUCAGAUUGCUCACUCAGGAAGGGGACUUCCUUGUUAGAGAAACGACAAGAAACGAUGAAUGUCAAACUGUUUUAUCUGUAUGCUGGGGUGGGCACAAACACUUUAUUGUUCAAACUACUGCAGAAGGCCUUUACCGUUUUGAGGGACCUGCUUUUCCCAGCAUUAGAGAAUUAAUUUUAUACCAAUUUAGUAGCGGUUUGGCCGUCACCGGCAGGUCUGGUGCGAUUUUACACAAACCAAUCCCUAGAGAGAGAUGGGAACUAAACAACGACGACGUGAUUUUACUUGACAAAAUUGGAAGGGGAAACUUCGGAGAUGUCUACAAAGCACAACUAAAGAGUAGCAAUCAAGAAGUGGCUGUAAAAACCUGUAGGGUUACACUACCUGAAGAGCAUAAGAAGAAAUUUUUACAGGAAGGCAGAAUUUUAAAGCAGUAUGAUCAUCCAAAUAUUGUUAAACUUAUCGGAAUUUGUGUGCAGAAGCAGCCAAUCAUGAUUGUUAUGGAGUUGGUUCCAGGUAGGUACCUAUAUCUACGAAAUGAACCUCAACAUUGUUGUCAUUUUUUUUUCUAACGAGCGUUGAAAUAA
Photinus pyralis (common eastern firefly) is the source of this 1808-nucleotide messenger RNA. Its product is annotated as tyrosine-protein kinase Fer-like. Gene Ontology annotation, biological process: protein phosphorylation. Bases 312 to 1793 code for a protein of 493 amino acids. The record is from RefSeq and is a predicted model, not a curated record. Lineage: Eukaryota; Metazoa; Arthropoda; Insecta; Coleoptera; Lampyridae. Gene Ontology annotation, molecular function: protein tyrosine kinase activity; ATP binding. The transcript is spliced from 9 exons.